AAAAAGAAGUAAAAAAAGAAAGGAAUAAGAGAAAGAGAAGAAAGUUGAAGAUAUCGAGUUGGUACAAUAUUUCUAUUGAAUGUUCUCUUGAAUUGUGAUCCAUUUUAGUAAAGUUCAGAAAAGUACACGAUUAAUUUCGAUUUAACAUUCUAAUUUUAUUUGAUUAUUGACGAUACAGAGUUUUUUAAACUUACUACUCAACAAUCAUCAAAAAGUAAACAUAGGAUUGUUUUGUUGAAAUAUCAAGAAAACGUUUAAUUGAUUGUUUGGAUUUAAUUAUUCUAUAUUAGAAAUGUCUCUGUUUGGUUCACUUCUGGGCGAUUUAGACGAUGAUCCUUUUAUUGGGAAUCACAUGCGUCAGAUGAAUAGGAUGAUGAGCAGUAUGAAUUCAAUGUUCAGCCAACCUUUCGGUGGUUUACUCGGCCCAGGAGUAGGAUCUGAGUUAAUGCCAUUUGGAGGUCAUUCCAUGGGUGGUGGAUUGAUGCCUUUUGGUUUUCCAAACAUGAACCACAUGUUUCAGAAUAUGGAUCACAUGUCAAACAAUCCUAAUUGCCACUCUUAUUCAUCCAGCACUGUGAUGACUAUGACCAAUGGUCCUGAUGGAAGACCUCAGGUAUAUCAAGCCUCGUCAUCUGUGCGGCAAGGACCUGGUGGUGUCAAGGAAACCAAAAAAGCAGUGUCAGACUCACGAUCUGGAGUUAAAAAGUUGGCAAUAGGUCAUCACAUUGGUGACAGAGCACACAUCGUUGAGCGUGAGCAGAAUUUACGGACUGGAGAUCAAGAAGAGCGACAGGACUAUAUCAAUCUUGAUGAAGAGGAGGCAGAUGAUUUUAAUCGAGAGUGGAAACAGAAAACAAGACACUACAGCUCUCAACGCGCAAUUCACUAUCCGUCUGCUGACAGAUACGGUGCUCGGAGAUCCCGGGAACUCCCUGCACUUCCUUCCUCUUCUUCGUAUGUGCGGAAAUAUUGAUGUGAUCUGCAUACACUAAAAUAUUAUAUCAACCUUUAAAAGUAAGUAAUUUCGCGACGAGCUUGUUGUGUCCAAUGUUUGGAAUGACAGUCCCUCUUGCCUUCAAUGCCUGAUGAAUUUAUUGUUCUUUUUAUUUGUCAAAUUUAAUAAAUAUUCUUUUGUUAA
Molecule: messenger RNA, 1138 nt
Organism: Homalodisca vitripennis (glassy-winged sharpshooter)
Lineage: Eukaryota; Metazoa; Arthropoda; Insecta; Hemiptera; Cicadellidae
Gene: Mlf
Product: myeloid leukemia factor 2
Biological process (GO): regulation of DNA-templated transcription
Cellular component (GO): cytoplasm; nucleus
Source: RefSeq, a predicted model, not a curated record